AUAUUUUAUAAAUUUAAAGCUAGUUCAAUAUCAUUAUGGCACUUGCUCAGAGCAAUUUAGUCAAUCAAGAAUUCUCUACCAAACAAGCACUUUUCGAAGUUAGCAAGUCCACGGCGACUACGGACCAAUCGCAAUCUAUCCAAGAAGAAUCCACCAUCAAUGAGAUCCUUCCUUCGGAAAUGCUCGAGCACGUGUUCGGCUUCCUUCCGCUGCACGAUCGCAAAUCCGUCUCGCUGGUUUGCCGCACGUGGUGCGCACUGGCCUUUUCCAGACGCUUCAUGCGCCACGUGACACUCCGUCUCGUGGACUGGGAGAACUUCCGGGCCAGCAAGUACGAUGUUCUGAGGAGCAGUGCGAGGCGUUAUCGCCACAUUAUGGCGUUCUUUGGACCGAAAGAGUGCCCGGAGGCGCAGUUUGAGCUGCUGUUGAACUUGGUGGAUCGUUUCGGAUGCGAGUUGGACAGCUUGUUCUGUCUGACAAUGUUCAAGGCGAAACAGUUGCAGCAGAUCGUAGAGAAGACGCCGAACGUGCAACAGUUGGUUGUGGGUCUCUCGAGUGUCGAAGGGAAUUCUGAACGGUCGUUUCCGGUAUUGCGCCGUUUGAAAGAUUUGGGAUCGCUGAACCACAUGUUACAAUGUCCAGCAUUGGACGUCCCUAGAUUUGCGCCGAACCUUGAACAACUUACGGUCAACUUUACCAGCUCGGAGAACAUCGGUCAAUCGAUAGAAGCGUUGAAAAAGUUUGGUCCUCAGCUGAAAUCUUUGGAGAUGUUUGCAUCCGACUACUACUUCGAGAUAAAUGAAUUACGAUUUCCUAAGCUGAAGAUACUUAAGUUGUCUGGUAAGAUUGUUGAAACGUCGGUGACUGCGCAGAAGAAUUUCUUCAAGCAAUUCACGAAUUUGAGGGAAGCUUCGUUUGAUUGCAACAUCCAGGAUGUUGUACUGGACACUUUGACGAGGGCCUGCCCAGAACUGAAGAUUCUUCAUAUGAAAUCAACUGAGCUGAGUGAAAAAUCUCUGUGUUAUUUAAACCGUCUUAAAUGUUUAAAGCUUCUAGGAAUAUCCGGAAAGCUAAACUCCAACCUCCUAACCGACUGCAAGCCACUGCCCACCGUGGAAACGUUCCACCUGCACAUGUACGAAUCGGACAACGAUCAGGCGAUCUUCCAGCGGUUCACCCAACUACUGCCAAACACCAAGCAGCUCAAAAUAACCUUCGACGAGAAGUUCACGAUCCGCAAUACCCUGCUGUCCGCUUGUAAGCCCUUCACCAAGCUUCAAAGGUUGGAAAUUGCCGAUCGCUCGUACCGGAUGGCCAACGCGGAACCGAGUGCCGACAACGCGCUACAAGUGCUAAAACAGCUGGACGAACUGGUGCUCAACAGCUUGGACGUCCCGGUGGCUUACCUGCAUCCGAGUGGUACGCUGAAGCGACUCCGGCUCAAGUUUAUCGUCGGUAUGACCGACCGGGAGCUGCUGGACGUGGUGCGGAAAUUUCCGAACCUGCACUACCUGGAGGUCGCUUGCUGUCGACGGAUCACUGAUGAUGGGAUUCGGGCGGUACGGGACAUUGUGCCGAGCUGUGUGGUGCAUCAUUUUAUGUGAUUUUAGGGGGUUUCUUUGAAAUUAUAUAUAUAUAUAUAUUGAUUGCAAAUUUUGUUUAGGCGAUUGGUGUAUUAAUUUAAAACAAGUUGUGAUAUUUUCCUAUAAUUAUAAA
Culex pipiens pallens (northern house mosquito) is the source of this 1716-nucleotide messenger RNA. RefSeq lists its product as uncharacterized. The coding region runs from base 36 to 1604 and encodes 522 amino acids. NCBI's taxonomy places the organism in Eukaryota, Metazoa, Arthropoda, Insecta, Diptera, Culicidae. Gene Ontology annotation, molecular function: protein binding. The transcript has 2 exons. The record is from RefSeq and is a predicted model, not a curated record.